This is a messenger RNA of Mytilus trossulus (common blue mussel), 641 nucleotides long. Its product is annotated as isochorismatase domain-containing protein 2-like. The coding region runs from base 33 to 641 and encodes 202 amino acids. The transcript is spliced from 4 exons. The record is from RefSeq and is a predicted model, not a curated record. Gene Ontology annotation, cellular component: cytoplasm. Lineage: Eukaryota; Metazoa; Mollusca; Bivalvia; Mytilida; Mytilidae.
AUAAGGGGAAUAACUCUAAUUGAAAACUAACAAUGACAAGGAGACUUGGAAAGAUAAAUUUGAAGAAUACGGCGUUAUUCUUGUGUGACAUGCAAGAAAAAUUUAGGGGAAACAUUGUGUAUUACCCACAAAUAAUAUCUGUAGCUAAUAGGAUGCUGCAAGGCGCUAAAGUUCUUGAAAUGCCGAUUGUCGUCACUGAACAAUAUCCUAAAGGUCUCGGUCCAACAGUUUCUGAAAUAGAUGUUAGUCAGGAGAAAGUAUUCCCAAAGACUUCUUUUUCUAUGUUAAUUCCCGGUGUUGUGGACCACCUGAAAACUUUGCCAGAUGUCAAGUCAAUAGUAUUAUGUGGAAUAGAAAAUCAUGUAUGCAUACAGAAUACAGUAUUGGAUUUGUUAGAGGAAAACUUUGAUGUACAUAUUAUUGCUGAUGCUUGCUCAUCAAGAUCUAUGACAGAUAGGAUGUUUGCCUUCCAGAGAAUGAGAGAAGCAGGAGCUUACAUUACAACCAGUGAGUGUAUGCUUCUUGGACUGUGUGGGGAUGCUGCACAUCCUAAAUUUAGACCAGUACAAAAACUAAUAACAGAAUCAGCACCGGACACAGGCUUACUGAACACAACAAUAAAGGGAGAAACGGCUCUCUAG